Molecule: messenger RNA, 1832 nt
Organism: Anopheles stephensi (Asian malaria mosquito)
Lineage: Eukaryota; Metazoa; Arthropoda; Insecta; Diptera; Culicidae
Product: carboxylesterase 5A-like
Exons: 4
Coding region: 96-1832 (578 amino acids)
Source: RefSeq, a predicted model, not a curated record
GACAGCUAAGUGGUAAUCUAUUCUACUGCACUUCAUAUAAAUCAAACUCAGCAAGCGCUUUUCAGCUAUUUCUAUGUAUCCUACCGGCGACCACGAUGUGGUCCAUUCGUAAACUGGUCUCUUGUCUACCGCAGGUCGAUCGUUUUCUGCCCCGAUUUGUGAGAAACAUCAGCAACAUAAACCGUGCGAAUGUGGACCUGAAGUACGGCACCGUGUCUGGUGCGGUGGAAAAGCUGCCGGAUGGAAACGAUUUCUACGCGUUUCGUGGCAUACCGUACGGUAUGGCACCGGUGGGCGAAAGCCGCUUCCAAUCUCCGCAACCGUUGGCAAGGUUCGCAUCUCCCGUGCUGGACUGCAGCACGGAACGAGACUGCUGUGUGGCGAAAAAUCCUUUCAAUCAACAGUGGCAAGGUUCGGAAAACUGUUUGCAUCUGAACGUGUACACACCGCGCAUGCAUCGAGCCGGCGCACCGUUACCGGUCAUGGUGUUUAUACAUGGCGGUGCGUUCAAGUACGGAAGCGGCAAUAGCGAUUGCUACUCACCGGAGUACCUGCUCGAGCAGAACGUGGUAGUCGUUACGUUCAACUAUCGGUUAGGUCCGCUCGGAUUUCUUCAUCUCCCGUCGCAGGGAGUUGAUGGUAAUGCUGCACUGAAGGAUCAACUGCUCGUACUGCGCUGGGUUGCCGAAAACAUAGCCCACUUUAACGGAGAUCCUGAGAAUGUAACGCUGUUCGGCGAGAGUGCCGGUGCAAUAUCGGCCCACCUUCAUCUCCUAUCGCCACUCUCGACCCAAUUCUUCCACAAAGCGAUUUGUCAGAGCAGCGUUGCGCUAGCGGACUACGCCGUACCGAACGAUACGCUCGGCAACACGCGGCGUCUGGCGCAGCUAAUAAACCCGACGGCCACUACCGAUCCAGCGAUGCUGGAAACGUUACGUACCGCAUCCGCCCAACAGUUGGCCGAGCUGUGCGAUCGAACGCCUGCCGCGGAGGAAAAGCGUGGAGCUAUUCUGAUGCCGUUCCGGCCAGUGGUGGAUCGAGCGGCGCAUGAUUCAAUUAUUCCGCUCCAUCCCAUCAAGGCCCUGCGCACUCCCGGCCACAUACCCUCCAUCCCACUGCUGCUCGGGUACAACGAUCGUGAAGGUGGCAGCUUUCUGAACCACAUCACCAAAUUCCCCGAACAGUAUCGGAACGAUAUGGAGCGCAUGAUACCGCGGACGCUCAACGUCAGGCACGGUACGCCGGAAGCGAAAGCGCUGGCACGCGAGAUCGAAACCCUGUACUACGGGCCGGAAGGUUAUACGCCGCGGAAUCGCAACGCGUGUGCAAAUCUGAUGUCCGAUUUCAGUUUCGGCAUCGCGAUGAGGAUCACGGCGGAGAUGCACGCUCGCUAUCAGCACCGAUCGCCACUGUACUUCUAUCGCUUCGAGUACGAUGGUGAGCUGAACCUGUACAAGAAGUUUCUACCGUACCCGGUGGCUGGUGCGUAUCAUGCCGACGAGCUAGGAUAUCUGUUCCGUAUGCGUAUGAACCCGAAGCAGGUACUGCCACAAUCGAACGAGGCACGUGUCCGCCGGUACAUGUGCCGCAUGUGGACCAACUUCGCGCGGUACGGCAACCCGACACCAGCGCACGACGAGUCACUCCCCUUUCGCUGGACACCUGUGCCACCGAUGGAACCGAGCUGCACGGAACCGUUCCACCUACCAUACUUACGCAUCGAUCCCGAACCACGGAUGGCGAUCGAUCCGGACCAGGACAGGAUAACGUUUUGGAAACACGUGUACGACAGAUUUAAUGGCGGUUUCCAACACCCUAAAACUACGCAUUAG